Zootoca vivipara (common lizard) is the source of this 4370-nucleotide messenger RNA. RefSeq names its product tetraspanin 32 (gene TSPAN32). Gene Ontology annotation, cellular component: membrane. The record is from RefSeq and is a predicted model, not a curated record. NCBI's taxonomy places the organism in Eukaryota, Metazoa, Chordata, Lepidosauria, Squamata, Lacertidae.
AGAUUCAAAUCCUUGGUGGUGGUGUCAUAGCAGAUCUAAAAGAGAGAAGGGGUGAUAUUACAUGAAAUGGAAAGUUCUUAUCCAGGAAAGAGUGGUGGGAUUUAGUCUUUGAGCUGCUGGUGAGCCUAUAAAGCAUAGGUAGGCAAAUUAAGGCCUGUGGGGCUGGAUCUGGCCCAAUCACCUUCUAAAUCCGGCCCGCAGACGGUCCGGGAAUUCGUGUUUUUACAUGAGUAGAAUGUGUCCUUUUAUUUAAAAUGCAUCUCUGGGUUAUCUGUGGGGCCUGCCUGGUGUUUUUAAUGAGUAGAAUGUGUGCUUUUAUUUAAAAUGCAUCUCUGGGUUAUCUGUGGGGCCUGCCUGGUGUUUUUAAUGAGUAGAAUGUGUGCUUUUAUUUAAAAUGCAUCUCUGUGUUAUCUGUGGGGCAUAGGAAUUCGUACAUUUUUCCCCCUUCUAAAUAUAGUCUGGCCCCCCACAAGGUCUGAGGAACAGUGGGCCAGCCCCCUGGGAGGGUCAGAUUGAAUUCAACUGUACCCAGGACUCAAAUGAACCACCUAUAGCUUCUUAGCUUGAUUUAUACUAAAACCUCAUUCCGCAAAUAGUUGUUGAUGCCCCAGCUCAAUAGAAGGCAUACAAUCUGUGCCAGAGGUUCCCAUUUGGUGGUCUGUGGUAUUGUUCACAUAACAAACUCUACCAUGGAGAGAUCAAAAAUUUCAAAAGUAAGGGGUCUAUGGCUUGGCUUUUGAAAAGGGGGGUCCGCUAAUUUGCAACCACUGUUCUACGUAAUAAAUAUAUUAACUCCUCCCCGUCUUCUCAGGCAACUUCUAAUUCAACUGAGAUCCAAAAACAGUUUGGGCGGCUUCUAGAUACCCUGUGCAUUGAGCAGCCAUCUGAUUUGCUUGCACAAAUUGGAAAACCAAGUUUCUCCAAGUCUGAGCUCUAGCAUAAAGGUCCAUCUCAUGCCUACCUUUCCGCUGCUGGCCUCACAUAUCACAAAGGGAGAGAAAGAGGAUGAGGUAACAACAGCACAGCCAGAAGGCAGGGUUACUUGCUGGUAAUGAUGUUAUCAUCCCAAGAAACCUCCCACUUCAUCCCCACAAGGCUUUUUCUCAAAGAUCUGCUGCUGCUGCUGUAGGCUUCCCAUUAUCUCGAGGUCAUGUACAAAAUUUUACACGAGAUCUAUUAAUCCAAGCUAACUGAUGCAGCAGCUUCCCACCCAACUUGAUACAGUCAUACCUCGGUUUAAGUACGCUUUGGUUUGAGUACUUUCAGUUUAAGUACUCCGCGGACCCGUCUGGAACGGAUUAAUCCACUUUCCAUUACUUUCCAUGGGAAAGUUCACUUCAGGUUAAGUACGCUUCAGGUUAAGUACAGACUUCCGGAACCAAUUGUGUACUUAAACCAAGGUACCACUGUAUUCAGUAUGCCUUUAAAGCUAUACACUCAGAAGUGUGGAGCAGAAGACAAGAAAUAGCCACUUUUCAGCUGGUUACAAAAGAGGUGCUGAAGAUGUUGCAGUCUUUUGUCGUUCCUCAACUCGGAAUAUGACCUUCAGUGGCUGUCAAUGCUAACCUUAAACAUGAGACAAGCAAUAUGACACACACACACACACACCAGUUUUUCUCUUGCUUGGAUUUUAAAGCAAAAUAGAGGAGAACUCGCCAUGCAUCACAUUUCCCUGUUCCAUGAAGAUAAUGCAGCUUAAGGUAAGGUUACCAGAUUUUGUUUCAAUGAAUCAGCGGACACUUUUCAACUUCCAUGGAUUUUGUCUGGGGACUGAUUGGUAAAUCCGGGGACUGUUCCCGGGAAACAGGACCUCUGAUAAGCUUAGCUUAGGGUCCUGUUCGGACAGCUACUACUGCAGUUGAACAGAGGAAACAAAAAAUGCUUCUUUUAGUCUCUGAGGUCCUCUAGUGGACAAAGUGAAUUGACUCCCAGAUUUCUUCUAUAGUACCGGGGUGCUCAAACUUUUUUCAAAGAGGGCCAGAUCUGAUGAAGUGAACAUGCCUGAGGGCCAACCCAAGUUGUUGAGCUUUGUUUUUGGAUUGAAGUUGCUGAACUUUUUUUAGGAUUGAAAUGGCUGACCUUUUCUUUGGAUUUCCCCCCGGGACAUAUACUACCACAGGGGCCAGAUUAAAUCGACUGGCGGGCUGGAUUAGGCCGCUGAAACAGACUUUGGACAUGCCUGGUCUAAAAGUUUAAGUUGCGGAGAGGAAAUGGAGGGCAGUCAAAGGUGGUGUUACAUAUUUAAAGUGAAGGGGUUUGUGUGUACAGUAAUCUUCUAAGCUUUUGUUGUUACCAAAUUCACAUAUGAGUAAUGAGACUCUCUAACAGCACUGAUCCUGUUCACUGUUCCUACCCAGGUCCACCAAGAAAAAGGGCCCCCAACUUCCAAACUGCGUUGCAGCUGCCAAUGUUUGUACCGUGCAUCGUGGGACUCCCUGAAAUAUCAAAACAGCCUCCUCUUGAAAGAUGGUAUAAGAUGACACUAUAGAGAGAAGGAAGAAAAUAAAUUUUAAGUCAAUAAAGAUUGCCAGUAACUGCCGAGAAGAGGAAGGCAUGGGGCAGAGAUACUGGGUCCGAGCUAUGAAGUGUCAGCUGCUGGUGGCCAGCUUCUUUGUGAUGGUGCUUGGGGUCUCCAUCACCAUACUGACCAUUAUCACCUACUAUGGGAAGCACUUCACGGUCAUCAGUGAGGUCUCUUUGGAGACAAACCUCUACAAAAGAACAUUUCUUCACCGUGGAGUUUUUUAUGCUGGGAUAUGCCUGAGCAUCCUUCUGAUCGUCGCUGCCCUACUGAGUGUUGUUGCCACGGUGAGAGAACUGGAGAGUGCCAUGGCAGCGGUUUUUUUCUGUUUCGGAGUGGUUUUCUGUGCAUCGGUAAAGGCCACGUAUUGGUCAAUUACUAACGGUAUUGUGGCUGAAGAUGCCAUGAUGGAUGCGUAUGACAUCGUGUAUGAAGAUGUAAGAAGCAACUCUUCCAACACCAGGAGACAGGAGCUACAUGCCAUCCACAAAACGUUUCUCUGUUGUGGGAAAAAGCCACCCUUUGGAGAAGCAAGCAGGAUUGAAAAAGAGAUGUGCCAAUCAGAAACUCUGGGAACGACAGAAAAGGAUUGCCUAGAAGAGAUCCAAAACUUCCUGAAAAAACAUAUGACUUUUGUCUCUGUGCUGAUGACCAUUACAAUUUUCUUCAUGGUUUAUGGGAUGAGCUUAACUUUGUUCCUCUGGUACGCCAUCCACUUUAAGAAGAGUUUGGAUCGGAAGGGCAAAUACACGCUGCCAAAGCAAUAGGAAUUUGGCUUUAGAUUUCUGCACCACCAGAGGAAAAGAGCAAGACUGUUGGAGACUCUGAGAAACUGGAAUUUGUGCCACAACUGUGGGUGGAUGCUGGGCGGUCCUAAUCAAUCCCCCACUAACGCACACAAAAAUGUGCCAUCCCGGAUGUGACUGUGAACUCCCAUGAUGCAACCAAGACAGCUGCAGCAUCUGUCAACAAAGACUGACUAAAGUGAUGACCAGGCAGCAGAAACACACAAUGCUGAGUGGAAACAUGGAGGCAGGGUAUAAACCAGGAACGAAGGACUUGCCCAGCCACAAGUGUGUUUGCCAACUGAAAGCCAUCAUUUAGAGCCCCCAAAAUAGCUAGUCAAAACAGAACAACACACCCCAGUGAAAAGUAAACUCAAGGAAAUGGAAAUUACUUGGUUCAAUAACCAGUAAGAAUAUUUUAAGGCUCAGGAGAGAGAGAAAACUGCAGCUUGCUUUACAUUAUUAUUUUAAGCAGUUUUAUAGCCGUUUCUGAACAUAAAUCAGACCCUAUUUGCAUAUUUUUGUAAGCUUUCUUGGUUUGAAUACAUGAAGAUGCUCUAAAUAGGGAAGAACCCAUUUGUUUAACACACAUGCACAAUUGUGACAGAAAUGGGUGCUCUUAAGUUCUAUUAGGCCUAUGCUGCACCCCACCCAAAUGUAGUCAUGAUGAGUAAAGCCGGAAUCCUAAACACGGUCACUGAAGAGUAAGCUCCACUGAAUGUAACGUGAUUUAUUUCCAUGAUUUACUUUACUUAGUCAUGAUGAGUAACUUAAGUUCAGUUGUGGCCAAUGGAAUUUACAGCUCAGCCCAAUUCCCAUUAAUUUCAGUACAAAUUGCUCCUGGUUAACUGUGUAUAGGAUUGCAAUAUUAAUCAUAACUAACUUUAGCUGGCUAUGCUGUUUGGAAAUGUAGAUCUUAAAUGGUAACUAUGCAAGUUGUAAUACCCUGUGCCUCCAGGUAAGCUCUAGAAUGAGAACAGCACAAACUAGGAAUAUGCUUUUAUUCUUUUGAUUUAAUACCAAAGUCAUUCCUUUUAUAUUACUCUGAAUUCCUGUAAAUAAAA